UCUCUCUGCAAUGAAAUCUUCACUCUCACAUUGAAACACGUCGCCAGCACACCUAAACCUUUAAAUAAACACUUUAUUGAGAAGAUUGACGAAAAAAAGGAUGUCAGAAAAUGUCAGUAAUCCUCCAAAUCAAAGUGUUCCAACUCAAGUUUGUCCCCCUUAUCCACAAUUACCACCAAGUCAUCCCCAACCACCUCCAGCGAGCCCUCAAGUUAAUAUUAUUCCACCUCAACCAUCUCAAAAUAUAGGGUAUUCCCCUUAUAACCCUCAAUAUAACAAUGCAAACGCUUACCAUGGAUACCCUCCAUCAAAUCGAGGGUAUUUACCGUCCCCACCAGGUUAUACAGGAGCCAUAAUUACCCAACCAACAGGUAUUGGUGUCCCAGAAGGUCAAUGGAUGGAAAUUCCACAAAGCAUACCGAAUUGUCCGCCGGGUUUAGAAUAUUUGACGGUGGUAGAUGAGCUAAUGGUGAAGCAAAAAAUUGAAUUAACUGAAGUGUUGAUGGAUUUUGAAUCGAAAAAUAAAUUUUCAAUAAAAAAUAAAAAUCGACAAAGAGUAUAUUUCGCCGCGGAAGAUAGCGGAUAUAUGGCCAGAAAUUGUUUGGGGUCAUAUCGACCUUUCCAAAUCAAAGUUUUUGAUAACCGCUCAAAAGAAGUUAUUCACAUCAGAAGACCAGCGAGUUGUGACUCUUGUUUAUUUCCUUGUUGUUUGCAGACGAUGGAAAUUUAUUCGCCACCUGGAAAUUUACUGGGGAGAAUACAACAAGAAUGGAGUUUUAUGAACCCCCGUUUUCUGAUAGUCGAUCCAACGGGAGAAGUUGUUUUAAAAAUUAAAGGACCAUGUUGCACGGCGACUUUUUGUUGCGGCGAAGUAGAAUUUAAAAUUUUAUCGGCCGACGGAAAAACGAAAAUUGGAAAAAUCGCCAAGUAUUGGUCCGGAUUAGUCCAAGAAAUUGGAACAGAUGCGGAAAAUUUCGGGAUAAGUUUUCCGUUAAAUUUAGACGUUAGGAUGAAAGCGGUCUUAAUCGGCGCUUGCUUCUUAAUUGAUAUCGUUUAUUACGAAGCGGCUAGUACUGGACCUAUUAAGUGCUUAACUUGUAUUUGUGGCUGUCUUUGUUCACAUUGCAAAUCUAAUACUUAAUUUUAAAAUUUCUUUUUUAA
Messenger RNA from Onthophagus taurus, 1161 nucleotides. Its product is annotated as phospholipid scramblase 2-like. Gene Ontology annotation, cellular component: plasma membrane. Gene Ontology annotation, biological process: plasma membrane phospholipid scrambling. Gene Ontology annotation, molecular function: phospholipid scramblase activity. The record is from RefSeq and is a predicted model, not a curated record. Lineage: Eukaryota; Metazoa; Arthropoda; Insecta; Coleoptera; Scarabaeidae.